AUUUUCUGGACGCUUGCGCUGCAGCAAGUUGCAACAGCUGCCAGCGACAGUUCACCGCGAAUUGGCUGCUCCACACUCUGGUUCGGGGACCAAUGCUGGGCGAUGAAGCAAACAACUGCCCUGGGGCACUUUACAGGAUGUUCCUGAUGGAAACAACCCGGGAUUUAUUGAUUGUUUACAAGAUAUACGAUAAUCCGACUGGUCCACUGGCAUUGAUGAACUAUGGGGCGCAGUCCUUAGCGAAUCGUUGCGCCUCCCAAGCUCCAAGCGAUCACGGCUUCCGCGCAUGGGGAAGCAUGGGGAGAGCCUACCUAUGCUGCCUCGAGUCCGGCCGCCGUGAAACCGAUGCCACUGGAUUGUAUCCCCCAUGAGGCUCCUCUUUCUCCUCUUAAUACCCCUCAUUCCUCUGGUGGAGAUUUGAAUGCUUUUCCUAAUCAAUGACUGUUCUUUUUGGAAGUGAACAAUGAUGUGAAAACCAUUUGUUACCAUCACGAUAAUAUCGAGCUCGCGCAUCGACCUGGAACGAACCGAACUCCCAAGAUAAACCCAACCCAGCACGGAAAUACAAUCAUGUCGAUCUUCGGCCGAUCCAAAAAAGAACGGUCAACGACAUCUCGACAUCGACACAAUCCCCUUUAUAACUCCCAAUUCAACUUGAAUGAUAAAUAUCUCAGUUCAGUUCAACAUUCACCGAGCGAGCAAAGACCUCCUCCGCCAUCCUACACCUAUGCGACAUCAAUAAGCAACAACGACCGGGUAAUUCCUCAAUACGAUCCCUACCAGCCCGUCCAAAUCACACAGAAACUCCAUCGCGCACCUCCUAUGCCUGAACGGACCCGAAAGUCCGGGAACGCUAUCAGCAGACUCAACUUGAGUUCAAUGGCAAACCCGCUGAAGACCGAUGUUCCUGAAUGCAUCCCAGGGGCCCGAAUAUUGAACCAGGGAAUCCCGGUUGGAACGCAGUACCUGAAUCAAGGAGCAGCACUAUGUGAUGUGCUCACUGAUAGGUUCAACAAUAUUAUAAGCCUAAUCGACGGAGAGAACUGGAGCGGGGAUGAUAGGGAAUUGAUCGUGCAAGAGCAGCCUUUGCCUGUAUUCCAACAAGACCGGCCGUCGGCCACCAGAGAUGUUUCCAGAAAUGGAAAGUCUAAGGGCAUAGUCAACAACCCUAUUUCUUCGGCUAUCACGACGACUUAUUUCGCCAAAGUCAACAUGUAUGCAAACUCAAGGCUGCCUCCAAAUUUACGCCCUAUGAAAUUGUAAGCUAAUUGAUUAAAUUUUGACCGGGUGACUUUGGCUAAUUGUGAUAGAUAUAUGCCGACGUUUCCUCUACUAUGCACGGCAGCUCGGUAUUCCGAACGUGUAUAUAUGAAGCCGGUGUCACAGGAGAGGGAAACACACGUGAAUGCAGAUUGGAGGCAGGGUACGAAAGCCAUGGUUAUCAAAUCGGUCCCAAUGGACGAUAAGAAUACAAUAGUGUUUGCUAUCAGAGGAACACAAACUUUUAUGGAUUGGGCAAUCAAUCUCAAUUCAGCCCCGGCUUCUCCGCAAGGGUUUCUUGUGCGUAUAUCCCAGAAAGCAUUCUUUUAUUGUCGACUGACCAAUCACCAGGAUGACGUAGGCAAUCUAUGCCACGCCGGGUUUCUCACGGUGGCGCGAAAGAUGAUUGCACCAGUUGCUGCACGUCUUCGAUUUCUCUUGCAAGAGAAUCCAAGCAGAGCUCAAUAUUCGCUUCUCAUCACUGGCCAUUCGGCUGGAGGUGCCGUCGCAGCUCUUCUCUACAGCCAUAUGCUCUCCACCAGUCCAGAAACAGAAUCAGAACUCAAUGUCCUCACAGGAUAUUUCAAACGGGUCCACUGUGUUAGUUUCGGCGCACCACCAAUAUCACUCCUUCCACUCACCAAACCAUCGAAUCCCUCACUCAAAAAAUCACUCUUCAUGAGUUUCAUAAAUGAAGGAGACCCAGUAACACGAGCGGAUAAAGCCUACGUACGUUCCUUAAUGGAGCUUUACGCCAAACCGGCUCCCUCGCAACCCUAUCCCACGCCACAAGCACCGAGGCCUUCAAAAUCGUGGAAACCGAGCAGCUCUUCCACCAGCGUGACUAAACACAAGCACUCGGUCAAAAGAUCACAUUCUCUUCCAAUUACUACUAUGCCACUGUGGCCCGUGCCCGACGCACCGUUGAGCAAUGCUGGGCGAAUUGUUCUUCUUCGUGGGGUGGAGAGGUGCGCCACUGCGCCUAAGAGAAAGACUAGACUGGAGGAGAAAUUGGAUGAGGGAGUUGUGGCACAAAUUGUGGAUGAUGAUUUACUCAGAGGUGUUAUUUGGGGUGAUCCAGUCUGUCAUACUAUGAGAUUAUAUGCUAAGAGGAUUGAGGUCCUGGCCACAAAUGCGGUCAUGGGGAUGGAAUGAUCUUGGACUCGACAAAGAAAGAGGAGACACAGUACAGAAAAUGAGAUGAUGGAGUUUGGGUUUGUGGGUUAUUAUUAGGGGGAUGUUUUUUUUGGUGUUUGGAUUGCGAGAUAUACCCUCUACCGAGUCUUUACUCGACAUUUUAGUACUACGAAGAUUAUUGAAUAUCAUUUCUACUCUAAGCUGGGACGCAAAGUUGUGGUUCCCAUUGCUGCACUUCUUUGCCCUUGGUUUCCGGGAUAUCCUCGGCCAAGCUUUCGCUGGGCAGAAUGCGGAAACGAUAACGCUAUCCCACCUGAUUUGAAAGAUUAUUUUCGUUAUGUGUUGAUACCAGAAAAACAAUCUUUCUUUUCAGGAGCACCAGCGGGAAAAGAGAGUGCACUCUCGGUUGCUGUUUUUCAGGCUCUAAAUCUUGCCAUGUUUACCUCCUGAUCUCGGAACAGGUUGUUCGGCAAGUGUCGGCUUCAAAUUCACGCUUCUUUUUGGCUGCGCUUUUCUAUACCUGCUUCCCUCAGUAAGGGAUUUUUGUCAUUGCCUUCGGUGAAUCAUGAUUACUGUGGGUGCGUGGGGGUUUGUUUUCAAGGGUGGUGUUGAUUUGGGUGAUGAUGCGGUGAUUGUGUACGAAAGUUUUGGGAGGCUUGGUGCGGAUUGAAGUGAGCUGAAAUGUUACGAAGUCGAUUCUUUCAGCUUGCUGAUUCCAUACAUAUUCUAUCUUCAGUUUCUCCAGUUUGCAAUGAGGGGUGUGUAUUUGUUGGUGGGUGCGGGCGAUCCCGGUGGAGAGAACUAGAGAGCUGAAAGUUGCCAUGACCCUACAUGUCGUUCUGCGAAGCCCGUUUGUUUGUUUCUCGUCCUAGUCUUGAGGCUGACAUUUAGGUUGGAGGGGAUUUAUGAGCCUCAAUGAGCUGCUGCCACUACGAGGAUUUUUCUGGGGUGGUUCUAGUUGUGUGGGUCAACUUCUGCAUUUCCCGGACUGUGUCUGAGUUCUGAGUGAUGAUUUACUAUAUAUCUCGCAAAGUGCCUGGACAUUUAGUAAGCUAUCACCUUUUGUUGUCGUUAUUCAUCACGUAAUUGUGAUUCAGCUCUGCUCCAUCAGAUGUGGAAGCUAGGGAAGGAAGUUCAAGUUUACUCUCCUUUCCUUUCAUGCGGGAGUUGUGUUGAAGCUAGAAAAUGUUACGCUGGGAUGAUGUUGACUACUAUCGGACCAUUUUCCUGUCACUUAUUCGUACUCUCGCCUAUAUUUGAAGGCUUUGCUUGUUUACGAUUUCAUUUCGAGAUAUUACUAUUUCGAUUGCGACAUCUCAUACUAGUGCUCUGACGGGAGUAUAACGUCGGCGAAAAUAGGAAGAAGACUUCAGGAGCCAAAGUCGGCUGGUUGCGGGUAUUUCAUUCCCCACAAUAUAAUGUCAUUGAGAAGUCAUCAUUACAUUGCCUAAAUGUUUCAGCAGUGGUUGGAAGUCACACCAUUUUCUAUUUGGUCCUCGGUCAUGACCAAUUGAGUUCUAAACUCCGGAAAAGCUUCGGACUUUGCGAUACGAUUUCUUGGAAUGGUGUUGAGCUGCAUGUGUGGGUUUUUCUCGACUGCCUCCGUGAUCGCUGGUGAAAACGUCGGAAAAUCCUCGGAACACAAAACUGACGUCUGGUAACACUUGUCAAAAAUGCAUUGGUGUAUGAAUUUAGAGUGUUGUUUUAGCGAACUUGACUGAAUUUGGACUCGUUUCUUCGGAAGAUUGCUUGGGCUGAACGGGUCUAGCUUUAGAC
Messenger RNA from Hymenoscyphus albidus, 4173 nucleotides. The record is from the annotation of a GenBank genome assembly. Lineage: Eukaryota; Fungi; Ascomycota; Leotiomycetes; Helotiales; Helotiaceae.